CUUGGUCUGCACCGGGACACAUUGUGUGGAAGAAAAGUGUAGUGGAGAGGGGAAGUAUAUAUGGGAGAUAUCAACGUUCAGGGUAAAGAAAAGAAACAAAAGUAGAAAAGUUCGAAGAAAUGAAUCACAAUCGACGACUUCGAAAUAGUUUAAAUAAUAGAAAUGGUAAUCGCAAUUCGCUAGGAACGAAGAAGAGUCAUCGGCCGGACGAGAAGAAAAAGAGGGUCGAGUUUAAAAAAGGCGGGCGGUCUGAGUGCGGCAAAUGCGAAAAUUUCAGCGCCGUGUGGGGAGUUGACAAUCCUGCGCUUCAGCUUAGUGAGUCAUUGCUUUCUAUUGUAAGGCUAUUAGUUAUAUUCUUGGGCUUAAUUCCUACCAUUACAAAGUACUUGAUUCCUCUAUUGCUACUAUACUUGCUCAUUAUUUCCGAACAGUGCGAUUCUAUCGUGCCAUGUGACGCACGUGAUCUUCAUCUGAAAAUGUAUUGCCACUUAAAAUGCCCUCAACCCCCACAUCGUUGAUCUUCUAUCCUCUUUCUUUAUGAAAUACCGUCCUAAUGUAGCACCCUCAUUCGAACAACCGAAAAAGAUGACCGACAUCGGCCUCGGAGUUGCUUAUAGACCAAAAACGUCCACCGCGGGACGAACGCAGCACUUUUGCUGUUUUGG
Messenger RNA from Aspergillus ruber CBS 135680, 665 nucleotides. RefSeq lists its product as uncharacterized. The record is from RefSeq and is a predicted model, not a curated record. The transcript is spliced from 2 exons. Bases 120 to 518 code for a protein of 132 amino acids. NCBI's taxonomy places the organism in Eukaryota, Fungi, Ascomycota, Eurotiomycetes, Eurotiales, Aspergillaceae.